UUCAGCGAUGUGAUGGAUUUUGAAGGCAGAGAGAAAGCAUGGGCAAAUAUUUUUACACAAGAAAACGGGAAAAGCAGUAACUGAUCGAUCAAGAGUGAGCAGAAAACAAGAUGCAUCCAGUGCCUCCAGUUCCUGGUGAACUCAUGCUGGCUCAGACCAAACUGAUGACCCACUGAGACCCACUACCAGAUACUGGAUUAUCUCUUUAAACCUUCAGCUUUCUGGAUAUCUUUGCGUUAAAGAAAAAGAAAACAGCGUGACCCCUGGACUGGAGAAGAACCAUGGCAACUGCCACUUCAGAUCUGAGAGUCGCUGCACUCUAAUCCAACUCUCAGUCAGGCACAAUGGUCCCCCUUCUGUUUUUGGUGGCAACCACAACAAUACCCAAUACCAAUAACACUGCCAAUGACACCAACUCCAAAGGAGGAGAUGAAUCGCCCAGCCACCAGAUCCUUUCCAUUGUGCUGAUUGUGUUCUUGCUGGUGCUCAUCUUUACGCUGUUGGCCUGGUACAUUCGCAGGUUAAAAAACCAGAAAAAAGCAGUCGUCACCGCCGUUGACAAGAAGAUACCGAAUGGCAUCUUGGAAGAACAAGAGAUUGGAUACAGUUCUGAGUCGCUGUACACCGUUGUACCUCCAGAGCAACAAACGGUGGUCCUCCUGCCCCAAUCCCCCUCAGCAUCGAAGACUUAUCUACCCAUCCCAGUGGACCACCUGGAGGAGGAGUACCGGCUGCGUUCAGCUGAUGAUGGCAAGCUUUUCAGGGAGGAGUAUAAUUCCCUGAUAGGCGGCAAUGCACAGGGGACGUAUGAAGAAGCCAACAAGGAUGAGAACAAGGAGAAGAACCGAUACCCCAACAUCCUUCCAUAUGACCAUGCCAGAGUGGUGCUGACUCAGUUGGAUGGGAAUCCUUGUUCAGACUACAUUAAUGCCUCUUAUGUUGAUGGUUACACAGAAAAGAACAAAUUCAUUGCUGCACAAGGUCCAAAAGAAGAGACAGCAGCAGAUUUUUGGAGGAUGAUAUGGGAGCACAAAGUAGCAACGGUUGUCAUGCUGACAAAUUUAAAAGAGAGAAAAGAGGAUAAGUGUUACCAGUACUGGCCAGACCAGGGUUGCUGGACUUAUGGGAACGUGAGGGUAGCAGUGGAGGACUUCACAGUGCUAGUAGACUAUACGAUACGCAAGUUUUGUGUGCAGCAUCAGGCCAGUGAUGCUGCUAAGACACCCCGUUUGGUCACACAGCUUCACUUCACCAGCUGGCCUGACUUUGGGGUUCCUUUCUCCCCCAUCGGCAUGCUCAAGUUCCUGAAAAAAGUCAAGGCAGUGAAUCCCCCCUUUGCUGGGCCUAUUGUAGUCCAUUGCAGCGCUGGUGUUGGGAGGACUGGAACCUUCAUUGUAAUUGACGCCAUGAUCGACAUGAUGCACACAGAGCAAAUAGUUGAUGUGUUUGGCUUCGUCUCUAAGAUACGAGAGCAGCGCUCCCAGCUCAUCCAGACAGAUAUCCAGUACUCGUUUGUCUACCAGGCCUUGCUUGAAUACUACCUCUAUGGAGACACAGAGCUGGAUGUGUCAUCGCUGGAAGGACAUCUGCAAAAACUGCACAACACCUUCACAGAUGGUGACCGGGUGGGCCUGGAGGAAGAGUUUAAGAAACUGACCAACAUGCGAAUAAUGAAGGAGAACAUGAGAACGGGGAACCUUCCUGCAAACAUGAAGAAGAACAGAGUUCUACAAAUAAUUCCAUAUGAUUUCAACAGAGUCAUUCUCUCCAUGAGAAGAGGCCAGGAGUUCACAGAUUACAUCAAUGCAUCUUUCAUACAUGGAUACAGACAGAAGGACUACUUCAUUGCCACCCAGGGACCUCUCACUCAUACAGUACAGGAUUUCUGGAGAAUGGUGUGGGAAUGGAAAUGUCACUCCAUUGUAAUGCUUACUGAGCUCCAGGAGAGGGAGCAGGACAAGUGUUGCCAGUACUGGCCCACAGAGGACUCUGCUACCUACGGAGACUACACUGUAGAGCUGAAGGGAGAUACUCUGUGUGAAACCUUCAGUCUACGAGACUUGGUACUCACCUUUGUCCCGGAGAAGCAGACAAGGACGGUCAGGCACUUCCACUUCCACGGCUGGCCAGAGAUCGGCAUCCCGGCAGAGGGCAAAGGGAUGAUCGACAUCAUCGCCUCAGUGCAGAGACAGCAGCAGCAGUCUGGGAACCACCCCAUAGUCGUACACUGCAGUGCUGGUGCAGGGCGAACAGGUACGUUCAUCGCACUGAGCAAUAUCUUGGAACGAGUCAAAGCAGAAGGCCUGCUGGACGUGUUCCAAACUGUGAAGAGUUUACGCAUGCAGAGGCCUCAUAUGGUCCAAACAGUCGAACAGUAUGACUUCUGCUACAGGGUGGUACAAGACUUUGUCGACAUUUUCUCCGACUAUGCCAAUUUUAAAUAAAAUUUGCCUUAAACACGGUUUUAAAAUGUUUUUAAAGCCAAUUUUGCAGUUUUCAGUUUCCUUAACCUUGUGAAAUAAUCUUCUAUUUUGCUAUGCACUUGUCCUACCAUUAACCCGAGCUGUUGUUCUGAUGUGAUGUAUGGUAUCAGGGGGUGAAAAUUGUAAAUGGGGAAAAAAAGUAAGAUUAAUAAUGUAAAUUUUUGCAACAUGUAUGAUAGUUAUGUUGUCAUUAAGCGUCGCUGCAAAUUUGGUCUAAUUUCAGUUUUGUUGUAUAAUGUUGUUUUAUAACAUUGUUAAAAGUCUAUGUGAGUUUUGUUUUGAACUUACGAUGGUUUUAAAAAUGUAGUUAUUGUAAAUGUAUUUAUGUAUUGACAUUCCUUCCAUGUGUUUAUGUUUAUUAUUUCUGUAAAUUAUAAAUUUUUCAUUUACUGCUGACAUCUGAGAUUAGAAGAAUGUUUUUCUCUCUCGUUUAUAAGAUACAAGAUUGUCAGAAAUGUUUGUAAUAUUGACAGCCAUAUUGCAGAGAACAAAGGUCUGAGGUGGUGAUGCUGAAAAAUGAAUUCAGCUUGCCGAAUCAGACAGACGCGUGUUUAAUGAUAGAUGAAAUGUUUUUACAGCCUGCCUUUUAUCUGUAUUCAGCAAAAACGACUUUGCUAAGAUUAACUGCACAUUAAAAAAAGCACAUAACUAAGAAAAUUGCCAAGAACCUCUAAACCAAAAUGUGUUUUUGUAUAUUUAUCAUUAAAUUAUUGCUAUUUGGUGCCAUA
Cyprinodon variegatus (sheepshead minnow) is the source of this 3211-nucleotide messenger RNA. It is a transcript of the gene ptprea, whose product is annotated as protein tyrosine phosphatase, receptor type E. Gene Ontology annotation, biological process: protein dephosphorylation. Gene Ontology annotation, molecular function: protein tyrosine phosphatase activity. NCBI's taxonomy places the organism in Eukaryota, Metazoa, Chordata, Actinopteri, Cyprinodontiformes, Cyprinodontidae. The transcript has 22 exons. The coding region runs from base 345 to 2444 and encodes 699 amino acids. The record is from RefSeq and is a predicted model, not a curated record.